Molecule: messenger RNA, 2333 nt
Organism: Trifolium pratense (red clover)
Lineage: Eukaryota; Viridiplantae; Streptophyta; Magnoliopsida; Fabales; Fabaceae
Product: leucine-rich repeat receptor-like serine/threonine-protein kinase RGI4
Exons: 2
Coding region: 354-2123 (589 amino acids)
Molecular function (GO): protein binding
Source: RefSeq, a predicted model, not a curated record
AAAACAUUUUGACAGAUUUUGAAUCUAGUGCGCUCCAACGUUCGAAUACACCAAGGAUCCUCGUGAUCUAUCAAACGGUCACAAAUUUACCAUGUGAACUUCUUUAAAUUAAUCCAACCCUUCAUCAUCAUAAAAUUUCUAACAAGCUUUGUUUUUCAUCUGUAACUAUAAAUAACAAUCUUGCAUGUAGAGAUUUCCAACACAAUUAUAAUUUUGAGACACACUUCAACCUCAUCUUAUCAUCAUCAUAUCUUAACUUACUGUCUACGUGAAACAUUAGAGUACUAAAUCAAUGUCAGAGUGAUCCCAGCUUCAGAGAAAAAUCUUAAUUUGAUCAAGACCCACCUUUCAAAAUGCAAUUUUUCACAUGGGUUUUAAACCUUGUUAUGAUAUUUUCAUUACUUGGUCAGUGCUUCUCAGAAAGUGAUUCACCAUCAGAGGCUCCAAUUUGUUCAGAACAAGAUAGAGCUUCUCUUAUGAGCUUUAAAGCAGCCAUUUUGAAGGACACAACAGAUACUCUAUCUUCAUGGAUAGGCCGAGAUUGCUGCGACGGAGGAUGGGAAGGAGUUCAAUGUAAUCCAUCCACAGGGAGAGUUAAUGUGUUGCAGAUACAAAGCUCAAAUGUUAGGGACAGUGGCACUUAUAUGAAGGGUACACUUUCUCCAGCACUUGGUAAUUUGCAAUUCUUAGAGGUAUUGAUGAUAAGUGGAAUGAAGCAUAUCACAGGAACAAUUCCUUCUAGUUUCUCAAAUUUAACUCAUCUCACACAUCUAGUUCUGGAAGACAAUUCAAUUGGAGGGUGCAUUCCACCAAACUUAGGUCGUUUGUCCUUGCUUGAAACCCUUUCAUUGAGUGGUAACCAACUCAAAGGACAGAUCCCUCCAACAAUAGGGAAUCUGAAAAACCUUGUUCAAAUUAAUUUAGCAAGAAAUUUUAUGUCAGGUUCUAUCCCACCAAGUUUCAAAACCCUUAGAAAUUUGAAUUACUUUGACCUCAGUUACAAUUUAUUAUCAGGGCCUAUCCCUGAUUUUAUUGGGGAGUUUCAAAACAUGACCAAUCUAGACCUAUCCUAUAACCAACUAACAGGAAAAAUUCCAAUUUCCUUGUUCAGCCUUGUGAAUCUUUUAGACUUGUCCUUGAGCUAUAACAAGCUCACAGGGAACAUUCCAGAUCAGAUAGGAAAUCUAAAAUCCCUGACAAGUCUUCAACUUAGUGGCAAUCAGCUCACAGGACAUGUUCCACUAUCCAUAUCGAAAUUGCAGAAACUUUGGAGCCUUAAUGUAUCAAGAAAUGGGCUCUCAGAUCCCUUACCAGCAAUUCCUAUCAAGGGCAUUCCUGCCCUUUUGUCCAUAGACCUGUCUUAUAAUAAUCUCAGCCUAGGAAGUGUUCCUGAUUGGAUCAGAAGCAAGGAACUUACAGACGUGCAUCUAGCCGGGUGUAAACUGAAGGGAGAUCUUCCGCACUUUGUCAGACCCGACUCUUUGAACUCCAUAGACCUGUCAGAUAAUUGCCUGAUUGAUGGUAUUUCAAACUUCUUCACAAAUAUGUCCACUUUGCAAAAGGUCAAGCUCUCAAACAACCAGUUGAGGUUUGACCUUUCUCAAAUAAAAUUGCCAUCUGGGUUGUCUUCAAUAGAUUUGCAUGCAAAUCAAUUGAUCGGUUCGCUGUCAACAAUCAUAAAUAAUAUGACAAGCAACUCUAUGGAGGUAAUUGAUGUAUCAAAUAAUUUCAUUUCUGGUCACAUUCCAGAAUUUGUUGAAGGGUCAAGUUUGAAGGUGCUAAACUUGGGAAGCAACAGCAUUUCAGGUUCAAUCCCAGCUUCUAUUUCAAAUUUGAUCGAACUUGAGAAAUUGGAUAUUUCAAGAAAUCACAUAUUGGGAAACAUCCCUUCAAGUCUUGGUCAGUUGCAGAAACUACAGUGGCUUGAUGUAUCUAUAAAUGGAAUAACAGGGCAAAUCCCAGGUAGCUUAUCACAGAUAACUAAUCUAAAGCAUGCAAACUUCAGGGCAAACAAGCUAUGUGGAGCAAUACCACAAACUAGACCAUUCAACAUCUUUCCACCAGUUGCUUAUGCCCAUAAUUUGUGCUUAUGUGGCAAACCCUUGCAGCCAUGCAAGGGAUAGGAAUAAGCCAUAAGGGACCAUAGGUCAGUGAGAUGCUGACUAAAUUAUCAUAGAUAUUUCUAUGCCUAAUGACCAUUGUUACAUGAGAUAGAAUAGGCUACAAUUAUAUUUAAAUCUUUCAUUUCCAGGUUGAGCACACAAUGCUUAUUGUUCAGUUCAAUUUACAAUUCAAUAUUAUUUUGAAUAAAUCAUGUAUUCAUUUUAAUGAAA